AAAAAAGAGACGGCUCAACGCCAGCAAUACCUCACCCCAGAGGAAGAGACAGCUCUCGUUUCGUUUCUGCUACUAAUGACCUCUUUUAGGAGACCUAUCUGAAUAAAGUUUUUACCUUCGCUAGCCUUUUGUAUCACCCGCCAGCGGUCUAACGUUCUGACGAAUAACCCACGCAAACCUCCGGGCAAGAACUGGGUUCAAGCCUUCCAGGAACGCCACCCAGAACUGAAAGCGAGAAACGUCAGAGCGGUCGACUGGAAGCGUCAUGAGAAUAACAUGUAUGAUAAGAUGGUAGAAUGGUUUGAGGCGAUCAGAAAGGUACUACAGGAUCCGGCUGUCCUGCCGGAAAAUGUCUACAACAUGGACGAGACGGGACUGAUGCUGAGCAAGCUCGGGUCCAUUAAAGUCUUCGUAGGUAAGGAUGAUCCGCGUGACUAUAGAGGUGCAGGUGUUAAGCAGACCAUGGUGACCCCCAUUAAAUGUAUUAGUGGAGACGGCAGGUGGCAUUAUGCGUAUAUAACAACUCCUAUAUUAGCUUGCAGUAGCUUAAGCAGGUAUUUGACCGCGAGACCAAAGAACUAGCCAAAGGGAAACCACAAUUACUAAUCUGCGACGGCUUCAGGACACAUGAAACGCUCAAGGCCUUGGAGUUUUUGCUUUAAAAACAAUAUCGUCUUGUGUCGCCUCCCCUCUCACACCUCUCACAAG
Messenger RNA from Lindgomyces ingoldianus, 708 nucleotides. RefSeq lists its product as uncharacterized. Lineage: Eukaryota; Fungi; Ascomycota; Dothideomycetes; Pleosporales; Lindgomycetaceae. The record is from RefSeq and is a predicted model, not a curated record. The transcript is spliced from 2 exons. The coding region runs from base 277 to 582 and encodes 101 amino acids.